Molecule: messenger RNA, 3072 nt
Organism: Amphiprion ocellaris (clown anemonefish)
Lineage: Eukaryota; Metazoa; Chordata; Actinopteri; Pomacentridae
Gene: ddx10
Product: DEAD (Asp-Glu-Ala-Asp) box polypeptide 10
Exons: 4
Coding region: 108-2963 (951 amino acids)
Biological process (GO): rRNA processing
Cellular component (GO): nucleus
Molecular function (GO): ATP binding; nucleic acid binding; RNA helicase activity
Source: RefSeq, a predicted model, not a curated record
AUGACGUCAAACUAAACGCGUCGAGGAGCUGUUUUCUCCACGCUGUUUACCCCAAGUGCAGCAAAUGUGUCUUUAAAGCUCCUUUACUGCUAUAUUCAUCUUAAAUAAUGGAGAAAAAAGGCUCAAAGCACACCGGGAAGAAACCGAAACCACCGAAGAAGAAAGACGACGAUGACCCCGUUAGAAGCUUCGAGAAAUGGAAGAAAAAGUACGACAAGACGAAAGCACGAGUGAAGCGAGAGAGAGCCCAGAAGAAGAAGCCCGAGUGGCAGGUGGAGAAGGAGUACAUCGACCGGCUGGUCAGCAGGUACGGAGACAUCAACGCGAAAGAGGUUGUCAAGUUCUCAGACUUCCCCAUCUCCAAGAAGACCCUGCUGGGCCUGCAGGAGGCUCAGUAUCGGCAGCCCACCAAGAUCCAGAGGCAGACCAUCGGCUUCGCUCUGCAGGGGAAAGAUGUCCUCGGAGCGGCCAAGACCGGCUCCGGGAAGACGUUAGCCUUCCUCAUACCGGUUCUGGAGUGUCUGUACCGCCAGCAGUGGAGCUCCUUGGACGGCCUCGGUGCUCUCAUCAUAUCCCCCACCAGAGAACUCGCCUACCAGACCUUCGAAGUGCUCCGCAAGGUGGGCAAGAACCACGAGUUCUCCGCGGGGCUCAUCAUCGGCGGGAAGGACCUGAAGAGCGAGUCGGAGAGGAUCCACCACACCAACAUCGUCAUUUGCACCCCGGGCAGGCUGCUGCAGCACAUGGACGAGACGGCCACCUUCCACGCCUCCGAUCUGCACAUGCUGGUCCUGGAUGAGGCGGAUCGCAUCCUGGAUAUGGGCUUCGCAGAUACUCUCAAUGCCAUCGUGGAGAACCUUCCCAAGUCCAGACAGACGCUGCUGUUCUCCGCCACGCAGACCAAGUCAGUCAAAGACUUGGCCCGUCUCAGCCUCAAAGAUCCAGAGUAUGUUUGGGUUCAUGAGAAGGCCAAGUUCAGCACCCCGGCCACCCUGGAGCAGAGCUACGUGGUUUGUGAGCUCCACCAGAAGGUCAACAUGCUCUACUCCUUCAUCAGGAGCCACCUGAAGAAGAAGGUCAUCGUCUUCUUCGCCUGCUGCAAGGAGGUGCAGUAUCUGUUCAGGGUCUUCUGCCGUCUUCGACCCGGCAUGCCCAUCCUGGCCCUGCACGGCAAACAGCAGCAGAUGAAGAGGGUGGAGGUCUACAACGACUUCCUCAAGAAGCAGAAUGCUGUGCUCUUUGCCACCGACAUCGCCGCCAGAGGCCUGGACUUCCCUGCAGUCAACUGGGUGCUGCAGUUCGACUGUCCAGAGGAUGCAGACACCUACGUCCACAGGGUGGGCCGGACUGCCAGGUACAAGGAGGGAGGAGAGGCUCUGCUGCUGCUGCUGCCCUCCGAGGAGAAGGGGAUGGUCCAGCAGCUGCAGGACAAGAAGGUUCCCAUCAACAAGAUCCAAGUGAACCCAGAGAAACUGCAGGGUGUGCAGCAGAAGCUGGAGGCCUUCCUGGCCCAGGAGAAGGAGCAGAAGGAGAGAGCCCAGCGGUGCUUUGUUUCCUACCUGCGCUCCGUCUUUCUGAUGAAGAACAAAGAAGUGUUUGAUGUGUUUAAACUCCAGCUUCACGAGUACGCUCUGUCCCUGGGCCUCGCUGUGGCUCCGAGGGUUCGCUUCCUAAACAAAGCUCAGGCUCAGAGAGCUGAGAAAGAAGGACGGAGAGCGGAGGAGGAGGAACAGUCUGACGAAGAGGAAGAGCUGAGGAAGUUUAAGGCCCAGCUGAGAGGAAAAGUUCCUCAUGAGGAAAGUGAAAGCUCAGACGACUCCAGUGAGGACAAGGAAAGUAGUAACGAACAAGAUGUGGAUCAGUCCAAGACGUUGCUUGUGAGUGAAAACGACGAGGACGACGAUGAUCUACGAGACUUUGACCUGCUGACGGUUAAAAGAAAGGACGUCUUCAAUCUGACGGGGGAGCAGCAGAGUCCAGAGGAGCCUGCAGAGGCCUCCAAAAACAAAACAGAGAAAGAGACAAAGUACAAAGAAGCCAAAAAGAUCCUCAAGAGAAACUUCCAGGUGAACACCAAAGUGACUUUCAGUGAAGAGGGGGAAGCCGUGCAGCUGUGGCCACCAGUCCAGCGCACCGUGACUGCUGCUGCGGACGAGGAAGACGACGAGGUUUCGGGUAUCAACGUGGAAAAGGCCAAGGAGAGGCUGAAACGGGAGGAUCAGGAGUUUGACAAGCAGGAGUACAGCCGCAAGGUGAAAGCCAAACACAGAGAGAAGAGACUGAAGGAAAAGGCUGCCAGACGGGAGGCGAGCAAGAGGAGCGGAAAUAAAUCUGAUGAGGACGAGGAGGAUGAAGUGAUGGCAUACCUGGCCAAUAGCAGCGAGGACGAGUUCGACCCCAGCACCCUGCCGGACCCUGACAAACUGCACUCUGAGGAGGAGGAAGAUGAGGAGGAGGAUCAGACAAGGUCGGCUAAACGUCAGCAUAGCAGUGACAGCAGUGAUGAUGAGGAGGAGGAGGAGCUCUCAGCAGGGAAGAGGAAGAAGUUGAAGCAGCUGGAGGAUGAACACAAGGCUCUGGACACUGGUCUCUCUCUGGCUGAAGAUGAGGAGUUGGUCUUACAUCUGCUGAGUGGACAAAGUGAUUUUUGUCCAACUGAAGUCGGAUAUGGGAUAGUUUCUACAAUGAGAUGUACAACUGCAUUCUGUGUCCAGCAGAUGGAGCUAAUAAACAGCAUGGCUGCUGUUGCAGCUCCUCUGGCACUUCAGCUAUCAGGUCUCCAGAGGCAUGCUAGAUUGAGGCUGCUCGAGCCAGUAGGGGCCAGUGGUGGACCCUACCAGACACGGUCUUUCCCUGUGUCCACUACCACUUCCAUCCAAGCGUUGCACUCCUGCCAGCCUGCUCUGAGGAUUGAUGGACAUCUGGGUGUGUGCGGGAGCCAGUGUGGGGUCCUCAUCCGAUGAAAUCCAGUCCAGUCACGGUAAAACUUAACCUCAGUAGCUUCACCCUGGUCACCUUCUGUUCACCUCCGGAUUUUACUUUCCUUAUUAAAUGUGUAUCAAAGUGAGAUUA